GGAUCAGGGCUGAAAGUAACGAAUGAAGGGAUAUGCAGGGAUAUGCAGGUAUGUGACUUGACAAUGUGGCUCAAAAGUGGCUCAAAAGUAGGCGACACGUUGUCUAUUGAGCGACUAUCCUGUUUUUGUAGUCUACGCGGAAUAGAUGGGAAAAUGUAAAAAAGGAAAACGACAAAAUUCGUGCAUUAUUCUACAUCUCCUCCUGCACUCCUGCCGAUCCCUUCACUGGACGUUGCCUUGCCGCGCAGUCCCCCAUUUCGAAGUGGAGAUAAGAAGAGCAGGGAUAUUCCGUAGGAUAAGAGAAACUGGUAGAAACAGUGCCAAGACGAGAAAUCGGAGACUUGGUAGUCAGUGCCAAGUGGCUGUCCCCGGCAGCACAACAACUCCACAUUGCUGACAGCAGCACCUUUUCUUGGCUGCGCCCCUCCAGGUCCAGUGUC
This is a messenger RNA of Lasiosphaeria miniovina, 440 nucleotides long. RefSeq lists its product as uncharacterized. Bases 146 to 397 code for a protein of 83 amino acids. The record is from RefSeq and is a predicted model, not a curated record. Lineage: Eukaryota; Fungi; Ascomycota; Sordariomycetes; Sordariales; Lasiosphaeriaceae. The transcript has a single exon.